ACGAGCUUCAUUUUCAUUUUUCUAUCCAGUUUUGGAGGCAAAUAAAAGCUUUUGUAAAGAAGAGAAGAUGUAGUAAAAAUGUAUAUACAGUUACAAUUACACGGAAAGAUUUUGUUUAUGAUGUAAGAAAAGGCAGUGUUAAGGUAAAAGAAGAGGGAAAUAGAGUAAGGCUGCGGGAGCAUAUGCAGAUGGCUGAUUUAAGAUGAGUUUUUAAGAGGCAACUGGAUGAGUCACAUGUAAUGACAUAUUAGCAUGUAGCCAAAAGGCCAUGUCGCUGUUUUUCAACUAAUCAAUUCCUACCAGAAUUCACUAAAAGGAAAGCUUCCUAAUUAAUAAAAGGGAGACGGCAGGAAAAACAGAGAGAGGGAGGGGGGGCAAUGAAAAGAUUAAAAGCCUGCCAUUAACAAAUUGAUAUGUUGGCUAGCCUUUGUCUGCACAGUCUCCUGAAGAUUACGGAGUCGCUACCUAUUUAACCCCACUUCAGCUCCCACUUGCUUUGCCGAUCUCAAAAGAACACUACCUCUCUCUCUCUCCCUGCCUUCCCACAUUUACACUAAAAGUGAGGAGUGGGAUGAGUUCCAAAACCUUAACACUUUCGGUUUUUAUAGCUUUUCUUGUUUGGUCUUCAAACUUUGAAGGCUGCACUGCAAGGAGAGGAAAACACUGGAGACAGAGCAGGCAGACCUCGGCUUCUCUAUCAAAGAAGAAAGGCAGUCAUGGCGGUAGCAAGAGCCACCAUGUCAGUGGCUCCAACCCAAAAGCUCCUCCGUCACACAAUGCCUCCCCUUCGUCUCCAAUUCCUCCUAAACCAAAAGAAGAGAUCAUUCCAACUCCACCCAAGAAAGGCUACAAGGGUAGCGAUUCUGUCAUAUUCAACGUUCUAGAUUUUGGUGCUAAAGGCAAUGGAGAGUCUGAUGACACUAAGGCAUUUGAAGACGCUUGGGUAGCCGCUUGUAAGGUGGAGGGAUCGACGGUCAUGGUUCCGGCAGACUAUGUGUUCUUCGUAGGACCCAUUUCCUUCUCUGGCCCAUAUUGCCAACCAGAUAUUGUAUUUCAGCUGGAUGGAACCAUUAUGGCUCCCACUGAUCACCGAACUUGGGGGAAAGGUCUCUUGCAAUGGAUCCAAUUUACAAAGCUAAUAGGGGUUACCAUACGGGGAAGUGGCAUAAUCGACGGAAGAGGAUCCGUCUGGUGGCAAGAUUCCUCCUUUGAUGAGCCUAUAGACGACGAGAUGAAACUCAUUAUCCCCAUGAACAAGACCAGAGAUGAAGCAAAACCAACGCCGGUAGGAAGCAAUCUAGAAGGCAAAAUUCCCAGCAUCAAGCCAACUGCACUAAGGUUUUAUGGAAGCUUCAAUGUUACAGUCACGGGCAUAACAAUCCAAAACAGCCCCCAAUGCCACCUUAAGUUUGACAACUGCGUGGGAGUCCUGGUGCAUGAUAUCAGCGUCUCAUCUCCUGGAAACAGUCCUAAUACUGAUGGAAUUCACUUGCAAAACUCCAAAGACGUUCUAAUCCACAGCACCAGUCUAUCUUGUGGAGAUGAUUGUGUUUCUAUUCAAACUGGAUGCUCAAACAUAUACAUACACAACGUGAACUGCUGGCCAGGACAUGGAAUCAGCAUUGGGAGUCUAGGAAAGGACAAUACAAAAGCUUGUGUUUCAAACAUAACUGUCCGUGAUGUCACAAUGCAUAACACAAUGAACGGUGUUAGAAUCAAAACAUGGCAGGGUGGGUCAGGCUCUGUUCAGAACGUUCUCUUCUCAAACAUUCAAAUGUCCGAAGUUCAAUUACCAAUUGUGAUUGACCAAUUUUAUUGCGACAAAGCGAAAUGCAGUAACCAGACUUCAGGCGUGGCUCAAUCAGGAAUCGAUUAUGAGAAAAUCCGAGGGACUUACACAGUUAAGCCUGUACACUUUGCCUGUAGCGACAACCAACCUUGUAGGGAUGUAACGCUGACAACCAUAGAGCUAAAACCACUUCAAGAGCGGUAUCAUUUACAUGAUCCUUUCUGCUGGCAGACAUUUGGAGAACUGAAAACUCCUACUUCACCUCCAAUUGGAUGCUUACAGAUUGGGAAGCCGUCUAGCAACAGAGUUCAGUACGAAGAAAAUGAUUCCCGUUAAGCUUAGAGAGGAACAUUAAAAAGUUUCAGAAUCUAGGCACUACUGAACAGGGUUUCAGGAGGCCAUGGACGUCUCAAAAGUAUGGCUCUUAUCGUCAUCGCUCUAGUUGUUGGCGCUGCAGUCAUGUCCCCAAACAUAGAGUCUUUGGAUUGGGAGGAACUCACUGCUUUCAUCCCACAACACUCUUUCUGAGCUGCCCUUCCUGCAUCGUCAGCUGACGUUUCGUAUUUGGAUACUUUCUCCCUCCGAUGAAGCCGGCCUUGGCGCACCUCUUUCCAGUAAGGGAAGCCAAAAAUCCCCUGGUAACAAAACUGCACCAACUACUUGGUCCUUUUGCAUCCUUCUUGUAAUCCUCUUGAGGAUACAAAAGUAAGAGGAUUACAAGAGUAGUGGUUGUAGUAAGUUUUUAAGUUAAUGCUGCUCCUCAAAAAGGCUGAAUACCCAUUUUAGCAUCUUUUGAUUUGAUUUUUUACUUACUUUGUUUUUUUUUCUUCUUCUUCCUUUGGUUGUUAGAUUUGUUCAUGUUAUUUGCCUACUCUAACCUUCACAGUCUCGGCAAUAGAUGAUGCGAAAGGGAGUUGUUUCACUUCUAAAUGGAUUUUUCUAACUU
This is a messenger RNA of Cucurbita moschata (crookneck pumpkin), 2735 nucleotides long. RefSeq names its product polygalacturonase At1g48100-like. Gene Ontology annotation, biological process: carbohydrate metabolic process. Gene Ontology annotation, molecular function: polygalacturonase activity. Bases 572 to 2125 code for a protein of 517 amino acids. NCBI's taxonomy places the organism in Eukaryota, Viridiplantae, Streptophyta, Magnoliopsida, Cucurbitales, Cucurbitaceae. The record is from RefSeq and is a predicted model, not a curated record. The transcript has 7 exons.